Molecule: messenger RNA, 565 nt
Organism: Dentiscutata heterogama
Lineage: Eukaryota; Fungi; Glomeromycota; Glomeromycetes; Diversisporales; Gigasporaceae
Source: the annotation of a GenBank genome assembly
UUAUGUUGGGGUCGCGAGUUUUCCCUCUGUGAGCGUACGGGAUCAAAAAUAGAAGACACACAUAAGAUUUUUUCAAACUCACUUAAAGUACAGAAAACAUUACGCGACAUGCACCAAAAUUUGAUCAAGACAAUAUUUGCCGAGGGUGGGGGAACACUUUCGAAACCAGUUCUUGAAGCAAGCACGAAGCUUUUAAUGCCCGGAUUUUUAUCCUCUUAUUUUUUUAUGCGUGCAAUUUUAAUUAUAUAUAUUGGCGGUGGAUUUUAUGCGUCUAUAAAUUUAUCCGAAUUUUAUAUCCCAACAAAAUAUCAAGAACUUGAGUUCCUCAUUAGAAUGUCACGAAUAAUGCUCCAAAUAAAGAAAUUAUUAUCAAUUUCUAUUUCACGAUUUAAGCAAAUGAAAGGCAGGGCUGAAAAAGAGAAAUUUGCACUUGGAAAGGUGGCAAUGCCUGGUAGGCAGAGGGAAUAUAGAUCCUUUCAAAAACCGAAGGUUCCGAAAGCUUCGGAGGAAGAAAUCACAAAUAAAAUACUUGACGGAUACCGCCCAGAAUUUACACCAGUAAAUG